This is a messenger RNA of Calliphora vicina (urban bluebottle blowfly), 3133 nucleotides long. It is a transcript of the gene Pp1alpha-96A, whose product is annotated as Protein phosphatase 1alpha at 96A. The record is from RefSeq and is a predicted model, not a curated record. Gene Ontology annotation, cellular component: cytoplasm; nucleus. The transcript has 7 exons. Bases 523 to 1503 code for a protein of 326 amino acids. Gene Ontology annotation, molecular function: protein serine/threonine phosphatase activity. NCBI's taxonomy places the organism in Eukaryota, Metazoa, Arthropoda, Insecta, Diptera, Calliphoridae.
CCAGAGUGUUUCCACUUGUCUUCGUGUCGUGCUAGGAAAUCAGUUUUUCAAUAUAAUCAGAAUUUUUAUAUAAAUAUUUUAAUUUAAAUGCACGAAAGGUGCAAAUUAAUGAAUUACGAUACGCACAAUUUGUAGGAAACCAAGCAGAUCUUGUUUAUGUGAAAAUAAAAGUGAUAAAUUAGUGAACUUUAAUUAAACAAGCAGGAAUACCGACAAUUUUCUUGCCUAUCGUGAUAGAGCCACCUAAAAGCUCUUCCUUUUCGUUCCCCCGCCCUUCAGUAGCAAUUUGUGCGUAGUAAGUAUACCAAAAAGUAGAGUGAACAAAAUUGUGAAAUAAAAUAAAAGGAAAAACAGGGAACAAAUUGAACGUGAGAAAAAGUAAAUUAUCUGAAAUUGCAGCCGUUCAUUAACUAUCAGCGUCAACAUCCAUUAGCAACCGAUAAAAAAGUAAUUGAAAUCAUCUACAGCACAGCGGGAUUGAAGGGAAAAGAAAAUCAUUGAAAAAUACACCAAAGGCAAGAGAUGUCCGACAUGAAUAUUGACAGCAUUAUAUCAAGAUUAUUGGAAGUACGUGGUGCCAGGCCAGGAAAAAAUGUACAACUAUCUGAGAGUGAAAUACGAGGAUUAUGUUUAAAGUCAAGAGAAAUUUUCCUAUCACAGCCGAUUCUUCUGGAAUUGGAGGCUCCACUCAAAAUAUGUGGUGAUAUUCACGGUCAAUAUUAUGAUCUUUUGCGUCUCUUUGAAUAUGGCGGAUUUCCGCCAGAAUCAAAUUAUCUGUUUUUGGGUGACUAUGUAGAUCGUGGCAAACAGUCUCUGGAAACAAUAUGUUUAUUGUUGGCGUACAAAAUAAAAUAUUCUGAAAAUUUCUUUUUACUACGCGGGAAUCAUGAAUGUGCCAGCAUUAAUCGAAUUUAUGGAUUUUAUGACGAGUGUAAAAGACGUUAUACUAUUAAAUUAUGGAAAACUUUUACAGAUUGUUUCAAUUGCUUACCCGUGGCAGCCAUAGUGGAUGAGAAAAUAUUUUGCUGUCACGGCGGCCUUAGUCCGGAUCUUACAACAAUGGAACAAAUAAGACGUAUUAUGCGACCUACUGAUGUACCAGAUCAAGGCCUCUUAUGCGAUCUGUUGUGGUCUGAUCCUGAUAAAGAUACAAUGGGUUGGGGCGAAAAUGAUCGUGGAGUUAGUUUUACAUUUGGUGCAGAGGUUGUGGGUAAAUUUUUACAAAAACACGAAUUUGAUUUAAUUUGUCGUGCUCAUCAAGUUGUCGAAGACGGGUAUGAAUUUUUCGCUAAACGUCAACUUGUUACAUUAUUCUCAGCACCAAAUUAUUGUGGAGAAUUCGAUAAUGCGGGUGCCAUGAUGUCUGUGGAUGACACUUUAAUGUGUUCUUUCCAAAUAUUAAAACCUGCUGAUAAAAGGAGAUUUGUUUAUCCUAAUUUUGGAAGCUCAGGGCGACCUUUAACUCCUCCACGAGGAGCCAAUAAUAAAAACAAAAAGAAAUAAGUUCAAAGUUCAAAUAGUAUGUUCAAAAAUUUUUAUAAACCCAAAUGUGUGGUUAACUAACAAAUAAAAAGUAAAAAACACCAUUUUAUGAAACAAAAUCAACAAAAUGUUAACAGAUACACACUCACAUACAUAUACACGGAUACGUUUUGUACAAUAAUAUACAUAUUUUAUUUAAUCUAAUUAAAAAUAUCGACAUUCUUAGAAUUUUGUUUAACAAAUUGAGUUGUUUCCUCUUAUAAUGUCUUUAGUUAUAUGCUUCCUUUUGGUUUUUUUUUUACAUAGAAUGUAUUUUUGUUAAAUAAACUAAUUUUAAGAUAACUUAUUGUUUUUAUUUUUGUAUUUUAUUUUUCAUCUUAAGCCACAAACAAUUCUUUUUAAGUUGUUAGUUAUAUUUGUAUUUCAUUGUUCUUGAUCUUACAAUUUAAAUUAAUCAUGUUUACACCAAAUAGAAAUCAAAACAAGUUUUAUUAAGCAACAAACAAAUCAUUAAAAAUAUUUUAAAUCGAGGGACUAUAUUCAAAACCCUUUAUCUUAGAAAACACAUGUUUUAAUUUUUACUAAAUUUGUGACUUCGGUCAAUCCUAGCAAGUUUUAUUCAUAUUAUUUAAUGGAUAUAACAAAUCAAAAGGUACAUAUACAACAUAUAUGUGUUAUAAAUUACUAACAAGUAUAGUAUUGUAAAAUAAUGGUUUUAAGUUUAAUUAAGUAUAAAUAAAAAUGUUUAAUGGUUCAAAUUAUCAUAAAAUACCAUUCUUUCCGGCGGUAUUACGCUCUUCAAAUCUUUUAAAUUAAUUAAAUUAUUUUUUAAAGAUAUUGCAUUUUUUUUUGAAAUUUAUACCACAUUUGCUAAAUGAAAUCUUAGAUAGGGUUUAUUGAAUAUAGUCCAUCGAUAUAUUAAAAAUUAAGUAAAAUGCAAAAGAAAACGAAUAUUUCAAAAUAAAUAUGUAGAAGUAAUAGAAGAAAAACGAAUUUGUUUCAAUCGAAUAUUAAAAAAUUUGAAAUGAUUUUUUGUUCUUCAACAUAAAUAAGUACACAAAUUGUUUAAUUCAAGGAAAAUCCAACUAUUAAUAACAUUUAUACACACACACACACACGACACACAGUUUCACAGGCAAGAAAUGUAAGAAAUAUAAUAUAAAAUAAUUAAAUAAAUAAAUAAAUAAAUGUAUUGUAAUUGUAUAUUAUAAGCGUUAAAAAUACUACAUACUUCGGAAUGGAUAAAAUCAAAUAAGAAUAAUUAACAAACAAAACCUUAAAAAUGAACUUACAUUACACUUAAACAAAAAAGAGGCACUUUAUAAAUCAACUUUAUAAAAUAAAAACAAAGAAAACCAACAUAUAUAUAUAUAUAUAUAUAUAUAUAUAUAUAUAUAUGUAUGUACGCAUUAUGUACGUAUGGAUGGAUGCAUAUCCUGAAAGAAGCAGCACCUAUGGUGUACAACAAGGGAUACACAUACGUUCAUGAAGCAUAAAUUCUAAUUAUUAAAAUUUCUCUUAUGUAUCACAUUAAAUUAUAGAACAACAACCAACCACUUUGGAAAACGAAAAAAUAAUAAUAAUAAUGAGACAACAAACAAAAGUUAUAUAAAUAAAAUUUUUAAUAAAUUUUAAACAAAAAAAUAAAAAA